Molecule: messenger RNA, 2187 nt
Organism: Ornithorhynchus anatinus (platypus)
Lineage: Eukaryota; Metazoa; Chordata; Mammalia; Monotremata; Ornithorhynchidae
Gene: SLC39A13
Product: solute carrier family 39 member 13
Exons: 10
Coding region: 97-1143 (348 amino acids)
Biological process (GO): intracellular zinc ion homeostasis; zinc ion transmembrane transport
Cellular component (GO): membrane
Molecular function (GO): zinc ion transmembrane transporter activity
Source: RefSeq, a predicted model, not a curated record
GGAGGCGCCGCGGCUGGAUGGCAGGGGCCGCCCGGAGCUCCGCCGCCCGCGCCGCACGCACCCGGCACGCCUGGAUGCCCCUGCCCCGGCAGCGGCAUGGCUGGGCGGAGGCUGCUCCUUCUCGCUCCCCUGGCCCUGGGGCUCCUCGGCGGGGCCGGGGGCGCCCGGCGGGGGGUGGCCGCGGCCUGUCGUCUGGAUGACAAGGAGAGCGAGUCCUGGGGGUCCCUGCUGAGCGCCGAGCGGCUGGACGCCUGGAUCUGCUCCCUCCUCGGCUCGCUCAUGGUGGGGCUCAGCGGGGUCUUCCCGCUGCUGGUCAUUCCUCUGGAAACGGGUGCUGCGCUCCGCUCGGAAGCCGGGGCUCACCGCCUGAAGCAGCUGCUGAGCUUUGCCCUGGGGGGGCUCCUGGGGAACGUGUUCCUGCACCUGCUCCCCGAGGCCUGGGCCUACACCCGCAGCGCCGCCCAGGGGGGUGAGGGACAGAGCUUGCAGCAGCAGCAGCUCCUGGGGCUGUGGGUCAUUGCUGGCUUCUUUACCUUCCUGGGCCUGGAGAAGAUGUUCCUGGAUGGCAAGGAGGAGGAGCAGCCCAGCCAGGCCCCCACCAAAGACCUUGCUGCUGCCGUGCGCAAUGGAGGCCUUUGCCCGGCCCCGCCGGCUGCAGUUCCAGGCCUGAGAGCCGAGGCCCGGAAUAUCAAAGUCAGCGGCUAUCUCAAUCUGUUGGCCAACACCAUCGACAACUUCACCCACGGGCUGGCGGUGGCCGCCAGCUUCCUGGUGAGCAAGAAGAUCGGGCUCCUGACCACUGUAGCCAUCCUUCUCCACGAAAUUCCCCAUGAGGUGGGCGACUUCGCCAUCCUCCUCCGGGCUGGCUUCGACCGGCGGAGCGCCGCCAAGCUGCAGCUGUCGACGGCCCUGGGGGGCGUCCUGGGCUCCUGCUUCGCCAUCUGCACGCAGUCUCCCAAGGGCGUAGGGGAGACGGUGGCCUGGGUUCUCCCGUUCACCUCCGGAGGCUUCCUGUACGUCGCCCUGGUGAACGUGCUGCCCGACCUCCUGGAGGAGGAGGAUCCCUGGAACUCUCUGCAGCAAGUGCUACUCCUUUGUCUGGGCAUCGUGGUCAUGGUGCUGUUCUCGCUCCUCUUCGAGUGACGUUGCCUCCGCUGCCCGCAGGACUACCCAGCAAUAAGAGACUCAUUUCGACCCUGCGCCAGGCAGCCGUGCGUGAGCGCGAGAGCCCGGGGAGCUCUGGGAGGGGGUGGCGUCCGGGCGCGCGCGAGCGAGCUCCCCGGGCCUCUGCGUGCACCGGCCUCCCCCGCCCCUGCCGGAUGCCGCUCCCUCGCCGUCGCCUCCGGUCCGCCAACCCCACCGGGCCGGGCCCCGUCGUCCGGAGCCGAGGGGACCGGUUUCGCUGGCGGAGCCUCGCGGUCCGUGGGAGGCCCCGGGCCGGCGCGACGCCCGGUGACACGGGACCGCCGGGACCCGGAGGCUAUCCGGCGGGCAACGGCUCCCGAGGGACCGGGAGCUCCGCUCUUCGAGCUCCUCUCCCCAGUCGCCUUGGAGAGGACGGCUGCGAGAGGAAGGGGGGUGACGCGGUCGAGGCUCCCCCGCCCCCUCCCUUAACCUCGCGCUCGCCGCUUGACAAUCACCUCCCUCGACCGCGGUGCUGCCGGGGGAGAGCCGGGCCGCGGCGCAGCUUCCGUCCCCGUGGCGCACGGCUCGCUCGCCGCCGGCCAAACGGCAGCCCGAGCUACGGGCAGCCGGGGCGGGAUUCCCGGUCCCCGACGACGUCGCCUCGGUCCGGCUCAGGGACCGGAGCGGGUCCCCUCCACGGUAGCGGCGGGGCGGGUGGGGUCCGGCCCCCUCCCCGCCGCUCUCUGCCCUCCCCCGGCGGCCCCCUCGCCCCCGGCAGAGGUGCCCGGAGCGAAAUUCCAGUAGUUCCAGCGCCUCGAAGAACGCGCUCGGCCCCGAAGAAUGUUCUGGGGGCGAGACCGGCUCCUGCUUGUUUCCGUUGGCUGGCGUCCGGCUCCGAAGUCUGGGAGAGGUGGCCGGCGGCCCCGUUGGCCCGGCCCGUUGGAGGAGUGGCGGCGGAGAUGUUUUCUGUUAGGUUUUACUACAGCUUACUACUGCGGUGCCCCGUCGGGAUCCGUAAAUACCCGUUCUCCAAACCAGACGCAAAUAAAUUUUAUCCAGAAA